AUGUGCGGCAAUAACAUGUCAGCGCCAUUAUCUGCGUCCAUUGUGCCUGCCGCCCGCAAAGCCACUGCAGCGGUGAUUUUCCUGCAUGGCCUUGGUGAUUCCGGGCAUGGCUGGGCUGAGUCUUUUGAAGGCUUGAGGAUACAGCAUGUGAAAUAUAUCUGCCCGCAUGCUCCUGCGAUGCCUGUGACCCUGAAUAUGAGAAUGGUGAUGCCAUCUUGGUUUGAUAUCUAUGGAUUAGAUUUCAGCAGUAGCGAAGACGAGGCUGGGAUUAAAAGAGCCUCAGAGACCAUUAAGGCCUUGAUAGAGCAAGAGGUUAAGAAUGGGAUACCGUCUCACAGGAUUCUCCUUGGUGGAUUUUCGCAGGGGGGAGCUUUGUCCCUUUACACAGCGCUGACGACUCAGCAGAAACUUGCUGGAGUAGUGGCUCUGAGCUGCUGGCUGCCUCUGCACAACACUUUCCCUCAGGCCUCUGCCAAUAGUGCUAACAAGGACAUGCCCGUGCUGCAGUGCCACGGCAAUGCUGACCCCAUCGUUAAUUACUCAUUUGGGAAAAUGACGGAGGGAAGGAUGAAAACCCUCGUCAACCCAGACAACUACACCUUUAACACCUAUCAGGGUCUCGCUCACAGCUCCAGUCCAAAAGAAAUGGAUGACAUAAAGCACUUCAUAUUGAAAACGCUACCUCCCGAUGGUAACGAAUGA
Knipowitschia caucasica is the source of this 702-nucleotide messenger RNA. The record is from the annotation of a GenBank genome assembly. Lineage: Eukaryota; Metazoa; Chordata; Actinopteri; Gobiiformes; Gobiidae.